Durusdinium trenchii is the source of this 1974-nucleotide messenger RNA. The record is from the annotation of a GenBank genome assembly. Lineage: Eukaryota; Dinophyceae; Suessiales; Symbiodiniaceae.
AUGCACCCCACAACAAUGCACCGCUCUGAACGGGAGAAGGUCCGUAGAAUUUGCACACCAAAAUCAACCACGGGUCGACUCGAGGUUCCUGAGGACAUUUUCAAAAUGUGGAACACAGCAGGUGGAAGGGAGAAACUCUUUUCAAUGUGGUGCAAAUCAGGAGGUGUCAAGGCCAUCUUUCUUGAAACGGUGGAAAUCUUAUGCGUCACCACAAAGUCCAAGACUUUGGAGGUCAAGGGUGGCUUUUAUUCCGAGGAGGAUAUGGCAACGGAGUUGAAGUACAGCAGGGAGCGCAUUGAGAAGAUCAAGAAAUGGGCCACGGCCCAUGGAUUGGUUCGGCGGUGUGAAUAUGAUGAGACCAUUCUCGAGUAUUGGGUGAACACUCGCACGGAGGGCUCGCUCAAACGGGAGGAUGUGGAGCGGAUGUCUGUGGCCAAGAUGGAGGCGAUCCGCAAGAACCUGGAUGAUAUCUAUGAGAAGAUGACUGAAGUUCAAGCUGAGGGUGAGAGUGCUGGGGAGUUCUCUGGGGAGUCCGGUGCAGCUGAGCGACACCGUGAAGCACAUAGCAAAGAACUACAGCCGUGGCGCUUCUCAGCUGCAUGGCGUGUUCCUGCGAAUGACUGCGUUGAGGAAGCUCGAGCAGCUUCAAAAUGUGAUCGCUGCCCAAUUCUUCAACGCAUUGCGUCUAUGCGCAUGGAGGAUGCUGACACACCCCUGUUCCGAAAAAGAGAUGAUGCCAAUGCAGCCAACACGAACGAGGUCACCAUGGGCAUCAAUCUUCUUGGAAAUUCGCUGGGGAACCGCUUUAUGUUUUGUGCUAUCCACAACAAGUACAUUAAAGAAGACCCAUCAGUUUUCUACGACCUGCUGAAGCUUUGGGGGCAGGAACUGGCUGCCUUGCUGGAUGGUGGAAUCCAAGUUGAGGGUCGUGUCUUCAGGAUAGCCAUUUUGGGGUUGACUGGGGACGCCCCAUUCCUCCGCGAUGCGGGCUACAUGAAUCGAAGCUUCAACAACAUCCGAAAAAGUGCUGAUUCAAAAGCUCUACUGCCCGGAGUAUGUUAUCUUUGCGCGGCAGGAAAAACCAACGGACCUCAUUAUGAAGAUUUAGACAUUCUAUCAGCGGAUUGGGUGAGCACAGCUGGGGAGCGAAACAUGCUGCCGUGGAACCAUCCCUCACCUUUGCUACAGUUCCUCCCUACUGAGCCACGGAACAUGGCCAACUUUUACAAGGUCGACUUGUUUCAUGUUUGGUACGCUGGUCUGGGAAAGGACUAUUGCGGUUCCAGCAUAGUGUUCCUGCUGCGCACUGUCUUGAAAAAGCGUUCCAAAGAAGAAUCAAUGAAGUUUCUCAACGAAGAAUUGAGUUGUUUUCAACGUAUUCAUGGAGGUGAACCUACACACUUUGGAAAGUUGUCGUGGGAUUUGCUGGAUUACGAUGGGCCCCGGCACUUCCCAUGUGGCAAGUGGUCCAAGGGGAUGGAUACAGGGAAGGUUUGCAAGUUUCUCGGGUUUCUUAUUUCAGAGUAUUUGCCAGAUCAUGAGCAUGGCCCGCAUGGGCCUAUGUUGAUAUUGAUGCGAGAUGCGACUUCUUCUAUUGGAGGUUUCCUACGGACUGUUUUUGGAGCAGGCUUUUUCUUGAGUGAGCAAGAAGCUCAAAAAGCAAUUGCGGAUGGGUAUAAGUUCCUCCUAUGCUACAUGCAGCUUGCCAAGAGUGCCUUGAGUGCAAACAUGACCCUCUACAAACUCAAACCCAAAGCGCAUUCAAUGGCCCACCUGAUUCUUGAGAUGCUGGUGCAAUUCAGGCUUCACAAGGGCUCAGUGUGCAACCCCGUGGGAUUUUCGACUUUCAUGUGUGAAGACUUCAUAGGGCGGGUGGCUCGACUGUCCCGCAGAGUGUCACCUAGAGUGCAGGGCCGUAAGGUCAUUUAUAGGUACCUAACAGCUUUAAAGUGUGCUUUGCGGCAAGAGUCGUGA